Molecule: messenger RNA, 2511 nt
Organism: Apaloderma vittatum (bar-tailed trogon)
Lineage: Eukaryota; Metazoa; Chordata; Aves; Trogoniformes; Trogonidae
Gene: GPLD1
Product: glycosylphosphatidylinositol specific phospholipase D1
Exons: 25
Coding region: 1-2511 (836 amino acids)
Cellular component (GO): extracellular matrix; extracellular region
Molecular function (GO): GPI anchor phospholipase D activity
Source: RefSeq, a predicted model, not a curated record
AUGGCUGGUUUGAAGAUUUGGACUGUUUUGUUGGUUAUACUGCAGCAUUUUUGUCAAAGAUGUAUCCCAGGUGGAAUUUCAACACAUGUUGAAAUAGCACAUAGAGCUCUGGAAUUUUUCAUAAAGCGUGAAGGAAAUGUUAAUUACAGAGAGUUAUUACUAAGCCACCAAGAUGCAUUUCAGGCUGGGAGCAUUUAUCCUGAUGCCUUUUAUUCUCCAAUCUGCAAGCGUGGAAUGUUCCAUGAUGUGUCUGAAGACACUCACUGGUCACCGUUUCUCAGUGCAAGUGUUCGCUACAUCAGAAGGAAUUAUCCUCAGCCUUGGGAAGUGGCCACAGAGAAGCUGGUGGCUUUCCUGUUUGGAAUUGCCUCGCACAUGGUGGCAGAUGUUAGUUGGCACAGCCUGGGCAUCGACCAAGGAUUUCUCAAGGCCAUGGGAGAAAUUGAUUUUCGUGGUUCAUACUCAGAAGCUCACAGCACAGGCGAUUUCGGAGGAGAUGUACUGAGUCAGUUUGAGCUGGACUUCAGUUAUCUGGCACCAAAUUGGUAUGUACCUGUCAAAGACCUAGCAGCUAUCUAUAAGGACUUUUAUGGAAGAGAGAUCAUAACUGAAAGCACAGUUACUGACUGUACUUACCUGCUGUUUCUUGAACUGCAUGGGGAAAGGCUUGCUGUUGCCAAGCUUUUUCCAACAUAUGCUGGUAAAUCUCCAUUUCUGGUGGAGAAGUUCCACGAGUAUUUCCUCGGAGGAGUGGAUGACAUGGCAUUCUGGUCAAACAACAUCUUUGAGCUGACAAGCCAUAUGCUAGAGAAUGGAACCAGUGGCUGCUUCCUGCCUGAGAACCCUCUGUUUAUAAACUGCACGGGGGCACACAGGGACAGCUUUGUUGGACACAAGCAAUCAAAACAUGAACAUCACAAAAAUACAACUUCUUUGCUUACAAAAACGCUUGAGAAGAAUAUAAAUUAUACAGAGAGAGGAGUUCACUUCAACAUACAAUCCUGGGCAACAAAUUCCCUCCACUUAAUAAACCGUGCCUUUGCGGCCAGUGUCUGGAGAGCAUUAGCAGCUACACAUCGCAAAUCUUCUAAGCACAUCACCAAACCAACAGCUUCGUAUUUUCUGACUUCGCCCUACGCUAGACUUGGAUGGGCGAUGAUCUCAGCUGACCUGAACAGAGAUGGAUACGAAGACCUGGUUGUUGGGGCUCCAGGUCACAGCACGCUGGGCCGCGUUCAGACGGGCCGGGUCUACGUGGUCUAUGGCAACCGGUCAGGUCUGCCGCCAGAAGACAUGGACCUAGAUGGCAAAGCUGAUCAUGUGCUGCAGGGUCAUCAGCCCUCAGGAAGGUUUGGUUCUGCCUUGGCAGUCCUGGACUUUAAUGAGGAUGGCAUGCCAGACCUGGCAAUCGGAGCGCCUUCUGUGGGGUCUCAGUUCCUGACAUACAAGGGUGCUGUGUAUGUCUAUUUUGGCAUGGAGGGAGGAGGCUUUGCAUCUGAACCAAACGUUACCAUCACUUGCCAGUAUCCCUACUGUAAUCUUGGUUGGUCCCUCCUGGCGGCUGAUCUUGAUGAGGAUGGAAAUGCUGAUCUGGUUGUGGGCUCUCCCUAUGCACCUGGUGGUGGGCAACAGAGAGGAUUUGUGGUUGUGUUUUACUCUUAUUUCAACAGAAGUGACCAAGGACUUCUGUCUGUGCAGGAUGCCAAUUGGAUGGUGAAGGGGGAAGAAAACUAUGCCUGGUUUGGAUUUUCACUCAACAGCUGCCAGCUGGAGAACACAACACUGCUGUUGAUCGGUAGCCCUACGUGGAAGAGUUGUGCUGGCUGCCACCCCUUCUCCUUGGGAGACAGAGCGAGCGUUGGGAAGGUGUAUGGGUACAACCCACCAAGCACAAAGCCAUGGUUUGCAGUUGCUGGAGACAAGGCCAUGGGCAGGAUGGGUUUGUCUCUGGCCAGUGGUGUGAUGUCUGUGGCUGGGGUCACCAGGACGGUUGUGGUGGUGGGUGCACCUACUGCAGAUGGCCUGUCCAGGAUUUCAUUUAUAUCGUCAGUGCUGCAGCAGGCUGGGCUGGUGCUGCUUUAUGAUCUGAGCAACAGCACCAAGCCUUCCUUGCUCAGCACGCUCAGUGGGGACAGGAGGUUUUCUCGCUUUGGAGGAGCUGUGCACUUAAGUGACCUGGAUGAUGAUGGACUAGAUGAAAUGAUUGUGACAUCCCCACUGCGAACUAAUGAUCAGACCACGAUACUGUUUGGCGGAGCAGCUGGCCGCGUUUACAUUUACAAUGGAAAGCAGGCAUCCUCAGGGAACGUGACAGGCCACUGCAAGUCAUGGACAUCCCCCUGCCCUGAGAACUGGGCACAGUAUGUUCUGAUUUCUCCUGAGGAACUAUCAAGAUUUGGGAGCGCUGUUAUCACUGUAAAAUCUGAAAGAAAGAAAGAAGUUGUAGUGGCAGCAGAGAGAAGUUCGGCGAAGGCUCGGCUUGGCGGAAGGCUUUUUGUCUACUCACUCUGA